AUGCCUGAACAUGCUAAAUCACAAACUAAAAAAGUACAAGAGGCAAGAGAAAUAAGAGAUAAUUUAAUAGCUAAAGCUGUUAAAUUAUAUCUCUUAGAGCUCCAAAAACCUGAAAAAGAUAGGAAAGGAGCUAGAACUAUUUGUACAGAAGUGUCAAAUGAAUAUGAGAAAGAAACAGGCAAGCUUGUCACUCUCAAUUAUAAUACACUUCUAAGACAUACUUCUGGAAAAAAAUCUUUAAGUAAGUUUAAUGAGGAAAAAGGUUGGCUCUUACUUGAAGAAGUAGAUAAACUUAUUCAACUUACUAAAGAGUUUUCUGAAAGAGCUAUACCUCUUACUCAUAAAACACUUAAAGAGGCAGUAGAGCAUGUAUUAAAAGCUAGACCUGGAAAUGAUUUUACAGGUCUAGGUACUAACUGG
Messenger RNA from Fomitiporia mediterranea MF3/22, 420 nucleotides. RefSeq lists its product as uncharacterized. The annotation marks the transcript as partial. NCBI's taxonomy places the organism in Eukaryota, Fungi, Basidiomycota, Agaricomycetes, Hymenochaetales, Hymenochaetaceae. The record is from RefSeq and is a predicted model, not a curated record. The transcript has a single exon.